AUGUCUACGAUCCCUGCACGGCCGCCUGCCAUCCUGUAUGGCACAGCAUGGAAGGCGGAGAGGACGGCCGAGCUAGUGCACUUGGCUUUCCUUCAAGGGUUUCGUGGCAUUGAUACAGCCGCUCAGCGGAAACACUAUCGGGAGGACCUCGUGGGGCUGGGCGUGCAGAGCGCAUGCAAGGCCCUCGGUCUGAGCCGCAAGGACAUAUGGCUCCAGACCAAAUUUACUCCUAUUAAUGGCCAAGAUAUCCAAGGCCCGAUCCCGUACGACCCGGAGGCCAACGUAGCAGAUCAGGUGUGCUCGAGUUUCAAGCACAGUCUGCAGCAUUUACAUCCAGCCGCCACCCUUCCAGACAUACGCCAACUACUCGUGCAGUACGCCGUGAGCGCCAAAAACGGAUCCCAGCACCAAGAAGCGCCAUUACAGGAUGUGUACAUCGACAGCUACCUCUUCCACUCGCCCCUGUCGACAUUGCCAGCGACACUGGAGGCGUGGAGAGUCAUGGAGGCCCUAGUCGAUGCAGGGCUUGUGCGGUACAUUGGCUUUAGCAACGUGUAUGAUCCCCAUAUUUUCAGCGUGUUGUUUGAAAAAGCACGCAUCAAGCCAUAUGUGCUGCAGAACCGGUGGCAUGCCUCAACGGGCCACGACGUAUCACUAUUAGCGCAGCUCUCGCCUGUACUCUCACCCAACAUGUACCCAUUAUCCCUCGAUUCGAUCGUCGAUGCCCCACGGGGUGUCACGUACCAGCCGUUCUGGACCCUGACCGGCAACCAGCGCCUGCUCCAGUCUGAAUGCGUGGCGCGUCUCAGCUCCCGCAAGGGCCUGACUCCUGCUCAAGUCGUAUAUGCCUUUGUGUCUCAGGGGAUGGGUCUACUUGGUCUAUCUACCUGCGUCCUCAGUGGUACAAAAGAUCCAGCUCACAUGAAGGAGGCGGUCGAAGCUGUGCAAUGCGAGCCCUGGGACGAUGAGGAGCUGGCUUCCAUACGUCGUGACGUGUAUGGUGAAUAG
Messenger RNA from Malassezia restricta, 1008 nucleotides. Its product is annotated as aldo-keto reductase. The record is from RefSeq and is a predicted model, not a curated record. Gene Ontology annotation, cellular component: cytosol. The transcript has a single exon. The coding region runs from base 1 to 1008 and encodes 335 amino acids. NCBI's taxonomy places the organism in Eukaryota, Fungi, Basidiomycota, Malasseziomycetes, Malasseziales, Malasseziaceae. Gene Ontology annotation, molecular function: aldose reductase (NADPH) activity.